Physella acuta is the source of this 827-nucleotide messenger RNA. Its product is annotated as glutathione S-transferase omega-1-like. The record is from RefSeq and is a predicted model, not a curated record. Gene Ontology annotation, molecular function: glutathione dehydrogenase (ascorbate) activity; glutathione transferase activity. Gene Ontology annotation, cellular component: cytoplasm. Gene Ontology annotation, biological process: glutathione metabolic process. NCBI's taxonomy places the organism in Eukaryota, Metazoa, Mollusca, Gastropoda, Physidae.
GAACAUACUACAGUCGCAUCGCUAGAAAUAUACAACAUUUGACGUCGUCACACAGCAAGCAACAUACAGCAUUUGACAGCCGUCCAGCAUCAUGUCUCAAAAAGCUUACGCUAAAGGUUCGGAUUUCCCCCCACUGAAGCCAGGGGUUCUCCGUCUGUACAGCAUGAGGUUCUGUCCCUUUGCUCAGCGGGCCAGGCUAGUGCUGGCACACAAGAACAUUCCCUGCGAGGUGAUUAACCUUGACCUCCAAAACAAGCCGGACUGGUUCCUGAAGAAAAACCCCGAGGGGACCGUCCCCACCCUGGAGCUGGACGACAAGGUCAUGUGGGAGUCCACGGCCACGUCCGAGUGGCUGGACGACGUCUACCCUCAGAACAAGCUGCAGGCCAGUGACCCCUACAUCAGGGCACUGGACAGGAUGUUGUUGGAGUACUCGAGCAAGGUGACCACAACGUUCUACACGUUUAUAAGGAGUCCUGGAGACAGAGACAAGCUUGUGGGAGAACUGACCAAACACUUCCAGACCUACGAGGAUUUUUUGGUCAAGAGAAAGGGUGAAUUCUACGGAGGUUCUAAACCGUCCCUGAUCGACUUCUUCCUGUGGCCCAUCAUGGAACGGAUGCCCAUGCUGACCACCAUGGACCAGAGGGCUGGCAUCGACAAGAAGACCUUCCCUAAACUCAGCGCCUGGGUCGAGGCCAUGGCCAAGGUCCCCGCGGUCAAGGCCACGGCCUUUGACCCCAAGACUCACCUGCAUUUCCUGACCGGGUUCUUUGCAGGGAAGGCUGAUCCGAAUUAUGGUCUGCAGGAGUGAGGGGGGGGGGGGG